This is a messenger RNA of Halichondria panicea, 4147 nucleotides long. RefSeq lists its product as uncharacterized. Gene Ontology annotation, molecular function: RNA polymerase I core promoter sequence-specific DNA binding. The transcript has 9 exons. The coding region runs from base 45 to 3776 and encodes 1243 amino acids. Gene Ontology annotation, cellular component: RNA polymerase transcription factor SL1 complex; RNA polymerase I core factor complex. The record is from RefSeq and is a predicted model, not a curated record. Gene Ontology annotation, biological process: RNA polymerase I preinitiation complex assembly; nucleolar large rRNA transcription by RNA polymerase I. Lineage: Eukaryota; Metazoa; Porifera; Demospongiae; Suberitida; Halichondriidae.
GUUCCACUCACCCACGUGGAUUGUUUUCAUCUUUUAAUUACAACAUGUACAUGCCAUGUGUAGUUAAAUUCUUCUGUGUGUUCAUUAUUUGGUCUCUCUUCGCUCUCGCUCAGUACUUGCUCUAUAGAUCUAUGGAUGUUAGCGAAAAGUGUGAGAUAUGUGGUGGCGAAGAUCUUAUCAAUGAUAACGGUUUCUUUUUCUGUUCGGAAUGUGGCACACAAUCUCAGCAAGCAAGAGAGCAGUAUGUUGUCAAGGAAAAGAUCGAAUCCUCUCAAGUUGCCAUACCCACUCCUAUAAAAGAAGAGGAAAAUAAUGAUGAAAAAGAAGAAAAAGUAACAAUCCUCGAAAAGUUUCAAAAAAUCCUGCAGAUACAGUGUAAUGCUCUUAUUCGCCUUGGAUGUGACCCCUCUUUAAAGGAAGCUGUUAAGCUCGUCUGGUUCAGGUUCCUUAAAUACAGUGGAUAUGCUUUCAAGAACUCAAUAGAACUUCCCAUAAAAUGUAUGCAUCAAGAUCUUUCAGAAAAGCAAUUGAAAUACAAGAAUAAUCCAAAAGUGCGUUCGAAUGAAACAGCAAAGCAAGUGAAGAAUCGUAUCACUAAGGCCAGAGCACCCAAGAGAAAGCAGUCUCUAUGCCCCUCUUGUAAAAAUUCCCUACCUACCCUCACACCUCAUGUUACUAAAAAAGAAUGUACUUGUAAAGCAUGUGUAAGGUUCGGGAAAUUAAAGGCCGGUACAAGUCGUGAUCUUGAUGAUGAGAACUUUGUUUGUGAGUGCGAGUCAAUGCCAUCCAAGCGUAGAAGAAUUUCUAAAAAAACAAAAGCAAGUCCUAUGAAAAUAAAAAGAAAGAGUGUUACUGAAAUGUCGAGAAAUGCACAAAAAGGCCACACUGGUGUUGGUAUUAAAGCUAAGAUACAGUCCAAUAAGCAUGAAUUUAGUUCAAAGAACAAGGGUGCUAGGAGAAAGAUUGACUUUGAUGCUGAGCUCUCACACGAUCUUGAAAAGUUAUUACACCCUACUGAGACAACAAGCACUGUAAAGACUGCAGAGGCAAAGGUUGGCUAUGAUGGAGAUUUUUUAGAAAAGGCUGGAAAAAUGUUGUCGACAAACGUGAAAGAAGAACCUAAUAGUCCUCUGAGUGGAUUCUCUGAUGAUGUACACCUAUUUGAAGAGAGCAGCGCUUCUGAUGAGGAGAAUACUGCAUCUGUGGAAAAGUUGGUUAGUAAAGACAACUCUAAAGAGGAGGCUGAUGAGUACUACAAGACCCUUAAGAAGCAAGGUGGAUCACACAUGAGGGUUCUAUCUCUGAAGCACACUGUGGCUAUCUGCUACCUGGGUCUUCUCUACACACAACAGAAUGUUCUUCUAAGCGAUUUUGCAAGAUGGAUCCAGCUUAAUCAAUUCCCAUAUCACAAUGUAUUGAGCCUGCUCCCUAGCAGCUACUUCCAAAGCAAGGACGCAACCUCACUUUCUUCUAAGGCAGGAGACAUGUCUGCGGAUCAACUGUACAUUUUUUUGCGUAAUCUGUGUUGGUACCUUCCUCUCCCACCAAUACCCACCAUCACCCCAACAACCAUGUGCCAGAUCUUCACCAAGAAACUGCAUCUUCCUGAGUACUUCAACAAAAUGGUGGGCAGGGCUUUGAGUUGUAUCGAAAGCCCUGAGUUUGAUGCUGCUUUCAUUCACACUCAUCGCACCUUUGAAAUUCGGUGCAUGUCAAUCGUUGUGUACCUGCUGAGGAUGGCCUACCGCUUAGAUGAUAUUUAUGAAUUUGAGAUGGUUGAGUGGGUUCGUCAAGAUUGUCAGGAAGAGAACCCACCUGAUGAUGGUGACUACUUAUACCUGUGGGAAGAUUGGGUAGCGCUCUACUGCAAAAAGAGACUUGUAUCUCUCUCAAAUGGCAUUCCUGAGAAUAAGAGUGAGCUUGCCUUAGUCACGAAUCCCAGCAAUUUCAUCGAGUAUUGCCAUGAUGAGCUUCUGACGAGUGCUCGUUUUAAUCCUACUGACAAAAAUCCUGAUACCCUUCAACCCUUGGAUCCUGAGUUCUGCAGUGAAUUGAGCGAUAUUAUAAAGCGAGCUCGGUUGAAAACAAAUAAAUGGGAGGAGUUACCACCUGGCUGCAACGACAAGCGCCAGUGUGAAGUGACAUUCAGACCAAUAAGGAGAGUGUACGUUUCCGACCUUGUGAAGUCAGAACAUGUUUCCUGGAAACUUUUUGACUGUCUACAGAGAGGCCCUAAGAGUAACAGAUUUCAUGAAAUUGAAUUCUCUCACUCUUUUAAAUUCUUGUUACAGACUUGUUCUAAUAUUCUUGAUGUUUCGGCAACAGAACUCUACGAACAAGUGUGUUGUAUUGAAUCGCAGAUCGUGUCUGCAACUGACACGUUAAAGCAGGCGUACAGCAUAUUGCUGGAGUUUAAAACCGGUAAUAAAUAUCAAUACAGUGAAAAACAGACACAUUCACAGACACAGACUGAGGAGGCACUGUUCCCGUUGCCUCAGAGAGUGCAGAAUGUUAGUCAAAACAAGAAACCCAGCAGUCGUAUACCAUUUAGGCGCUGGAUGUUUGUGCCUGAAACAGAUGAUCCGGAGGUUCGUAUACCGUUAGGACGCUGGAAGUUUGAAAAAAAGACCCAAACUGAUGAUAUUCAGUAUUCGAGUAUCUCCGAGUCUCAGACUUCAAGCCAUGAGCUGAAUUUCAGCUGUCAUGACUCUCAGUUUCAAGAAAUAAUGAACAUGAGCCUCUCGGAAUUUAAAAUUAACGACCUUUUUGAUUUUAGCUCUGAUGCUCAAUCGCAAGAUUCUGAUUCUGUCGAUAUCCACGCGCCUCUUUUAGAAACUAAAGGUUCACCACAACCUUCUGUUAGCUCCAAGAUCGAGACUUUAGGUUCUAGUUUUGACACAGAAGGUGCAACACAACAUUCUGGUUCUACUUUUGACACAGAAAGUGCACCACAAUAUUCUGAGUCUCAGUUGCAUAUCAAGAUUCAAGAUUCUAAUGUGGCUUUUUCCGAAACAAAAAACUGUAUUACCAUUGAGUCCCCGUCACAAAUCUUCAAUAUCCACGAAUUUCAAGCUUCUGGCAUGCAGGAAUCAGAUUGCCAGGAAAUUGGUUCUGGAGCUCACCUGUCUCAACUACAUGAACCCCAACCUCCAAUUGUAGUCCCCCCUUCUCCUGGUUUAAAACACAGAUUUCCCCAACUUCAAGAAGCGUUACUUAGUAUGUUUGAGUAUCAGUUAUCCCAAACGGUGAACCGGUGUCCAGAGAUACCUGUUCCACAAGUAGAGGCCGUACCGCAGACAGUGAUUCAGUGUAAAGAAUCUGUCCCACAAACAGGGAUAAAGCAUCGAGAGGAUAUCACUUCAGAAACAGAAACAGAAACCCAGUUCCAUGCGAUAGCUGCACAACAAGCCAAGACUCGGUUUUUGCCUGUACCAUUUUGUAAUGUAAUUGUGGAUUCACAGUCACCAAGCUUGUCUCAAAUUGAACCAGAGUGUCCUGAGCUAACUGAUUCCCAAUAUCAAACUCUGUUCAUGGAUGUAACUAAGCCACAUAGUCAAGAGUCUACUAGUAGCCUAUUUCAGUGCAAUGCCGGAAUUGCACACCCUCCGUCGCCUAAGUUGAGUGCACUCCAAAUAGAAGAUGAACUGAGUAUUUCAUGCACCAAUCACCUUUUUCAGGAGGAAACUUUUUCAACACUUGCAAAGUCUGACGCCUGUUGUACACUUGAGAAUUCAUCAGAGAAAGGUGUUGGUUUGAAUGCUGACAAUCAAGAGUGACAGCAGUCACAGUGUUCACUUCACUUACUUUUUGGCCAUUAUCUUGUGUUGAUCACAUUGAAAGCUUUGUGUUUGCAUUUAUCUUAUAUAUGUAUGUUUUAUAACCACAAGCAUUGCUAGUUUUAUAACUCACCUAUGCAUGCACUCUCCGCCUGCCUGUUGUAUACACUUGAGAAUUCAUCAGAGCUGUUACUAUACUGUGAGACUGACAUUUAAAUCAAGAGUGACAGUCACGGUGUUUUUAUUUUGGCCAUUAUCAAUCAAGUAUAAUUAUUACUGAAAGUCUUUGUGUUUGCAUAUCUAUUAUGUUUUCUAACCACAUACUUUUUGCAUUGCUAUUUUUAUAACUCACCACUCUUUAGGUUUUCCCC